Molecule: messenger RNA, 886 nt
Organism: Talaromyces proteolyticus
Lineage: Eukaryota; Fungi; Ascomycota; Eurotiomycetes; Eurotiales; Trichocomaceae
Exons: 1
Coding region: 70-708 (212 amino acids)
Source: RefSeq, a predicted model, not a curated record
CCAACAUUGACCCCAAACAUUGUUUCGGUAACUCCACUCUCAACAUCAACUGCGACGACUCUCAGUGGUAUGCCGCUCUCAACAUCUCUAGCGUCGUACAACCCGGCAGCACAGCACCAGGAGAUGGGUGAUCAUAGGUCGCAACCGACAUGUUGUCUGGACUGCUCCCCUUGUCCGACAAGCCCUCUGAGCAUCGAAUGCCCUAUCUUUAUUUGCGUUUACGGCAUCACCGGCUUCUACUCCUCCUGGCAACGCUAUCUCUUCAUCGCUAACAUCGCCCUUGCCGUGAUCGCCAUUCCCCUGACCGUGCUGCGCGGCAUCGCACAGAUCUACGUAACUAUCAUGGGCUUCAUCUCCUCCAUCGUCAUAUAUACCGUACUCACCCAUCGGAAAAACUUCUCUGAUCCGUCGCAGGCGGCGCCGCAGACUGUGUUUGACGCGGAAUACUUCCCUGCCUGCCAGUUUUUCUCGGGGUGCUGGAUACUAUCCAUCUGGUGGCUACUCCUGCGCAGUGGUAUCAAAGGAACUGCUAUCCUACCGGCUGGAAACCGCAGCACCGGGCCGCACGAGUUUGCCUUCGAUCCAGCCGCGGCGCGGGGUUCCUUUCAGCAGCGCCUGCAGACGGCGAUGCUGUCCGCGGCCAUCCUCGUCCUGGCGAUCAUGGGGUUGACAACCGUGGCGGUCGUCGCAAUGGAUCUCAGCGAGUAACUUGAUAUCUCCGCUGUCGUGGUUGCGUCGGCAUCGGAGUACCGUAUCACGAGCCCGUGUUACGCGGGCGCCGGGGGAUGAUAAACAAGUGGGAUGGUUCGCCUGGCAACAUCUUCCGCCAAAAAAACGAGCUUCAGCUCGUGGCAUCGCCGACACCUGUAGAGAUGACGGAAAGCAU